This is a messenger RNA of Salvia hispanica, 1688 nucleotides long. RefSeq names its product serine hydroxymethyltransferase 4. Lineage: Eukaryota; Viridiplantae; Streptophyta; Magnoliopsida; Lamiales; Lamiaceae. Gene Ontology annotation, molecular function: glycine hydroxymethyltransferase activity; pyridoxal phosphate binding. The record is from RefSeq and is a predicted model, not a curated record. Gene Ontology annotation, biological process: tetrahydrofolate interconversion. Gene Ontology annotation, cellular component: mitochondrion; cytoplasm.
GACCACCUCACCACCUCCAUUCCACCACCUCCGAUUCCAAUCAUGGACGCCGUAUCAGAAUGGGGAAACACUCCUCUCGCCGCCGUGGAUCCCGAGAUCCACGACCUCAUCGAGAAGGAGAAGCGCCGCCAGUGCCGCGGCAUCGAGCUCAUCGCCUCCGAGAAUUUCACCUCCUUCGCGGUGAUUGAAGCUCUCGGCAGCGCGCUCACCAACAAGUAUUCCGAGGGCAUGCCUGGCAACCGCUACUACGGCGGCAACGAGUACAUCGACCAGAUCGAGAACCUCACCCGCUCUCGCGCCCUCCAGGCCUACCGCCUCGACCCGGCCAGUUGGGGCGUCAAUGUCCAGCCCUACAGCGGCUCACCGGCGAACUUCGCCGCCUACACGGCGGUUCUCAACCCGCACGACCGGAUCAUGGGGCUGGAUCUGCCAUCCGGCGGCCAUCUCACGCACGGGUACUACACCUCCGGCGGUAAGAAGAUCAGCGCCACCUCGAUCUACUUCGAGAGCCUGCCGUACAAGGUUGAUUCGAAGACCGGGUACAUUGAUUACGAUAGGUUGGAGGAGAAGGCGCUUGACUUCAGGCCUAAGUUGAUUAUCUGCGGAGGGAGUGCUUACCCUAGGGAUUGGGAUUACAAGAGGUUCAGAUCGGUUGCUGAUAAGUGCGGCGCGCUUCUGCUCUGCGAUAUGGCGCACAUUAGCGGCCUCGUUGCUGCUCAGGAAGCGGCUGAUCCAUUUGAGUACUGCGACUUGGUAACGACCACCACCCACAAGAGUCUGAGGGGUCCAAGGGCGGGCAUGAUAUUCUACAGGAAGGGUCCGAAGCCAGCCAAAAAGGGGCAGCCUGAGGGUGCAGUUUACGAUUUUGAGGAUAAGAUCAAUUUCGCCGUCUUCCCAUCCCUUCAGGGUGGCCCCCAUAACCACCAAAUUGGUGCCCUCGCUGUGGCCCUAAAGCAGGUCAUGACCCCUGGUUUCAAGGCGUAUGCAAAGCAAGUCAGGGCGAACGCAGUGGCUCUUGGGAAUUAUCUGAUCAGCAAAGGAUACAAUCUCGUCACUGGUGGAACCGAGAACCACUUGGUUCUGUGGGAUCUCCGUCCUCUUGGGCUAACUGGAAACAAAGUUGAGAAACUCUGUGAUCUGUGCAACAUUACUGUUAACAAGAAUGCCGUGUUUGGUGACAGCAGUGCCUUGGCUCCUGGAGGUGUUCGCAUUGGUGCUCCUGCCAUGACAUCGAGAGGGUUAGUCGAGAAAGACUUCGAGCAGAUUGCUGAAUUCCUCCACCGGGCUGUGACCGUGACACUGAAGAUCCAGAAGGAGCACGGUAAACUACUGAAAGACUUCAACAAGGGCCUAGUGAACAACAAAGACAUCGAAGAGCUCAAGAUUGAUGUCGAGAAAUUCUCCUCUUCAUUCGAGAUGCCCGGCUUCCUCAUGUCAGAGAUGAAGUACAAAGACUAUGUGAUGCAUUAACUCCUCAUUUUUAAGUUUCUCUGUUUUCGAUUUGUGUGUUUUCCCUUGAGUUCAACUAUUAGGCUCUUCUGAUUUUGAAUUACGGAUGUCUAAAAUAACUAAAAGAACAGGCAAUAUAUGAUGUGCCAAAGUUGUUUUCCAAUGUCAUCAAAUUUCCUUAUGUUCCUACGAAGUUGAAGUUAAUCAAAAUUUGAGGUGGAAAGUUUUCCACUAUAGAA